This is a messenger RNA of Plectropomus leopardus (leopard coralgrouper), 1801 nucleotides long. The record is from RefSeq and is a predicted model, not a curated record. NCBI's taxonomy places the organism in Eukaryota, Metazoa, Chordata, Actinopteri, Perciformes, Serranidae.
AGUAUAUCACAGCAAGGUUUGGAAGCAAAGACCUGGAUAGUUACGCUUUAUUCUCACUGGACAGUGACCCAGGUGAUACUGUGACCAUAUCCAUGUUCAUUCGCACCAGACAGUCCAGAGGCCUGCUCCUUAUCCUGGCCAACAGCACCAGCCAGUACCUCCGCCUGUGGCUGGAAGAGGGCAGGGUCAGAGUUCAGGUCAACAACUUUGAGACCCUUGUUGGACGGUCUGCGGUCAAUGACGGCCAUUUCCAUCUAGUGACUGUGAGGCUGGAAGGAACAACGGCCACAUUGUUCCAGUCAGCCCAGAACCAGGGCUCAAUGUCUGUUAGACCCAUCCAGGCCCAUCCUGGGGAUCUGGUUUACAUUGGGGGGCUUCCAGACUCAAGAGCCUCUGCUUCGUUUGGGGGCUACUUUAAAGGAUGUGUCCAGGAUCUGAGGAUUAACAGCAAACGACUGCAGUUCUAUCGCAUUGCAGCUCCUGUGGAAUCUUACAGCCUGGACCACCUCAGCAACGUCGCACAAGGAUGUAGCAGUGACGAUGCCUGCGCUGUCAAACCCUGUCUCAACGGAGGAGUGUGUUACUCCAUGUGGGAUGAUUUCAUCUGUAAUUGCCCCCCCAACACUGCAGGGCAGCGCUGUGAAGAGGUGAAAUGGUGUGAACUGUCUCCCUGCCCUACCACUGCUGUUUGUCAACCCCGCUCUCAGGGCUUUGAAUGUUUGUCUAACGUGACAUUUCGGGUUGAAAGCAGCAUUUUGCACUACAGGAGCAACGGGAAGAUUAAGCGCAGUCUCAACAGUGUCUCCCUCAGCCUCCGCACAAGACAGUCCACUGCCACCUUACUGCAUGCACAGAAGGACUCACACUACCUCACUGUCUCCCUCCUAGACUCUCAUGUGGUCCUGGAGCUCCAGUCUGGGGCUGACAAGGAUCCCCUCAAGGUGACAGUUAGAAGCCCGAGUUUAGUCAGUGAUGGAGAGUGGCACACUGUGGAGCUCAGUAUGGAGAGCCAGACACCCCAGACCUCCAGGUGGAUCAUGACUGUGGAUGGAGGCAAAAAGGAGCCAGGAAUGUCCAAAUCAGCCACUGGGGACUUGGAUUUUCUUCAGGAGGGAGCAGACAUCUUCCUUGGGGGACUGAGCCUGGAUGCUGGAGUAAACCUGUCUGGCUGUCUGGGCCCAGUGGAGAUUGGAGGUCUUGCUCUUCCUUUGCACUUGGACACAGAGUUGAACCUCCCCAGACCUCAGGAGGAGCAGUUUGUUAGGAUCAAUAGUGAUGCUGCCCCAAGUUAUGGCUGCUGGGGAGCCAGUGUGUGUGCACCAAACCCUUGCAAGAACGAGGGCGUGUGUGAGGACCUGUUUGACCUGCAUCAUUGCACAUGUCCCUCUGAAUGGAUGGGCCCACUGUGUCAAGACCGAACAGACACCUGCAUCUCUAGCCCCUGCAUCUACGGUAACUGCAUCGACCUACCUGGGGGAUUCGAGUGUUUGUGUGAGCCGGGGUACAGUGGUAAACAGUGUGAAGUAGAAGCCGAUAUGUGUGAAAACAGUAAUUGCAGCGAAGGCUCCACGUGCCUCAAAGGUCUCCAGAGCUACGCGUGCCUCUGCCCUCAAAAUCUGACGGGCCAAUACUGCGAGGAGAAAAUUCCUGAAAUCCCAUGGUACAUUGAGACAAAUCCACUUCCUCAGUUGCCUGUAUCUACAUGCACAGGUACAAGGUGGAACUACAGCUGCUUUAAUGGAGGGAACUGCUCUGAAGCAGACAACACCUGCUACUGCCUGCCUGGUUUCACGGGACAGUG